This is a messenger RNA of Papilio machaon (common yellow swallowtail), 1113 nucleotides long. It is a transcript of the gene serpin-29, whose product is annotated as serpin B10. Lineage: Eukaryota; Metazoa; Arthropoda; Insecta; Lepidoptera; Papilionidae. The coding region runs from base 1 to 1113 and encodes 370 amino acids. Gene Ontology annotation, molecular function: serine-type endopeptidase inhibitor activity. The transcript has 7 exons. The record is from RefSeq and is a predicted model, not a curated record.
AUGGCUAAAUUUAUUCGAUCACUUGAUUCUCUAGAAAGAAAGUUUUAUAAGGUCACUUUCGAGAAACUAACAUCCUCUAGUCCCGUUGAAAGAAAGGAAAACGGAAUAAGUUUUGUCCAAACGGGAGUAUUUUUACAUUUGGCAUUGAUGGCACUGUCCACAGAGGUCGACGUCGAAACACGACGUGAGAUCGAGGAGUGCAUAGCUCUUGAGCUCACCGACAGGGAAAAAAUGUACAUAUUAAGAGAAAUAAUAUCGUCUCUCCCAAAGACCAGUGAUGCUCUAAAGUUCCGAUUAUCAUCAAGGUUGGUAGUGGGUCGUAGCCAGGCGCUCAGACCGCAGUUCCAGCACGGUGUGGCGCCCGCCAUGCGUCUGCGCAUCGACCGAGUCAACACCACCAACACAGCACAAGCAUUAACAGAUACACUAAAUAAAAUGGUAGAAAAAGAUUCGAAAGGAGCGAUGCGUGAUACAUUCGAAGAGGAGGAACUGUCGGAGGGCAUGCGCGCGGUGUUGCUGUCGACGAUGUACGUGCGCGCGCGCUGGCGCUCCGCCCCCACCGUGCUCAACGGCACGCACUCCUUUCUCGACAGCGACUCCGCCCCCCAGCGCACCAUGCGCAUGAUACGCAUCAACGACAUCAUGAGAUAUACGGAACUGAAUGAAUGGGACGCAGAAGCUAUAGAAAUAUUUUACGCGACUCCCGGUCUCUCUCUAUUAUUGCUGGUUCCACGAGGACGUUCGCUACGACAGCUGGCGGGCCACGUGGCGGACACCAGCAUCUACCACGUGUUAGACCGUAUGUACACGCUUCGUGUGGCUGUCACGUUGCCACUGUAUACACUCCGCAUGACGCUCUUGCUACCAAACAAAUUACAAGCUAUGGGAAUAUCUCGGCUGGUAGACGAUAGCGAUGCGGAGUGUUCCGAGCUGCGGCUGUCCCACGCGGUGCAACGCCUCAUGUUCUGGGCUGAGGCCGGGAGAAAUGCGUUCAAAGACGAUGGUAUUGAGUGGGACGAAGCGCCGGAACUGGAGCUGGUUGUCAAUCGCCCUUACGUCUUUUUUGUACGUUGGAGAAACAUCACUAUUAUGAACGGACAUUUUGUUUUAUAG